AUGGAUGAUGAUCUCCAUGGGCCAGCCCUUCCACCGGGCUACACAGCAGAACCCUCCAGCAGUGAUGAAGAGGAGGAGGAGGAGGAUGAAGAGGUGAUCGGGCCCAUGCCUGCUCAAGGUGCCAUCCAGGACUCCGUGGCUCUGGACAUCGAACGCAGAGCUCAGAAGAUGAAGGACAGACUGACGGGAGCAGAUGUGAGCACCUCACUAUUCUACAUCUAGACAUCCUGGGGGGGGGACUAUGGAUCUCUCUCCGUCCGUUCGUACCUAUGUUAGUCACACGCGAUAUCUCAGACACCACCGGCCCGAAUUUGGCGAAUCUUGGGUGAAUGAUGCGUCUCGCUAAUAGAGAUUACACUGAUUGGCCCAAGGGGGGGGCGCUAUAGUAAUCAACUGAAUUCCAGAGUUAAUUUUAAAUGCCCUAGUAGCUAGCGUCUUACAUGCCUUUGAGCAUUUGCAUCAAGUGUAAAUGAUAGACAUCAGUGGAUCGAUGUGAUUAUUCAACCAUUAUGUUACUAUCAGUAUAGUCUAGCAAGACUAUCCCUUGUCUGCCCAUAAAAAUACAUCCUGUUUUAUGUCAAUACAUCUCCUUAUCCACCAGUGGAGUCUGUUAUCUGACAUCCUAUCCAAUCUUGACUUGAUAGUUUUUUUUCAUCUCAUUAAUCCACACAACAUAAAUUUGAAUAAUUUGCACUAAUUGGGCGGGGGGGGGGGCUGCAUCUGCAUCAUUCGUGGGGGACGACAUGUUUACUUUUGCCUUGUUUCUGAUAAACCGACCAGUAAUUAAUGUAUCUUUAUGGUGCUUGAAUACACCACCAGGUGGCACCCUUAGGAAAAUGCAAAUUGGGUGUGGUUCUCAUACGUAGUUCAGUCCUGCAAAAUGUUUUUAAACUGUGUAAUAGGACAAAUUUAAACUCCUCUUAUUUCAAAUCAUUUCCCCACGUUUGCUCCCACUGAACAGACCCCAGGUGAAAUGUCCUGGGGUGUGUUGGUAGAAUGAGUUGACAGGCUUGUCUGUGAUGGUUGAUUGGCAGGAUGGUCCGGAGGAGGUGGUGAGAGAGACCUGGAUGACAGAGCUUCCUCCAACACUGCAGCACAUCGGGCUGGGGGCCAGAACCUUCAAGAAGAGGGCUGGACCGGAGAGCAAGGACCGAUCCCUCUGGACCGACACUCCUGCUGACCGAGAACGCAAACUCAGGGUAGGGAACACUGGUUCUGUUUCUAAUCUGAACAGUCGACACAUUUCUUUUGGAAUUUCACACUACUGUACUGACUAUAUCAUUCUCUCUCUCUCUCUCUCUCUCUCUCUGUCCUCUCUCUCUCUCUCUCUCUCUCUCUCUCUCUCUCUCUCUCUCUCUCUCUCUCUCUCUCUCUCUCUCUCAACAGGAACGACUGGAGGGAAAGAAGAGUGAAGAGAUAGAGUCUGUCCCUCAACUGUCUCACAAAGAGUUGCAGAUGGCUGAGAAAGUGUCCAAAUACAACGUAAGUAGGAGGGACUCUUUUCUCUGCCCACAAUGCAUCAGCUGCAUGACCUGCACCCAUUAUGGGAGCAGAAGAAGGGUGUAUGAAGAUGUCACUACGGCAUUUAGAAAUAGGAGACUAGAUCAAGGUGUCUACUAGCCAGUACAUGUCAAAAUGAGUUUACAUUUACAUUUUAGUCAUUUAGCAGACGCUCUUAUCCAGAGCGACUUACAGUUAGUGCAUACAUUAUUAUUAUAUAUAUUUUUUCAUACUGGCCCCCCCGUGGGAAUCGAACCCACAACCCUGGUGUUGCAAACGCCACGCUCUACCAACUGAGCUCUCUCUCUCUCUCUCUCCUCUCUGUUAGGAAACCAAGCGUGGGGAGUCUCUGAUCAGUCUCCACGAGAAGCAGUUGAAGAAGAGGAAACUGGAUGAGGGAGCCAAGUCGGUGGAGAGACGGGCGUUUGACAGGGACCAGGACCUGCAGGUCAACAAGUUCGACGAGGCUCAGAAACAACGCCUGCUGAAGAAGUCCCAGGAGCUCAACACACGCUUCGGACACAGCAAGGAGAAAAUGUUCCUCUGA
This is a messenger RNA of Coregonus sp. 'balchen', 2047 nucleotides long. The record is from the annotation of a GenBank genome assembly. Lineage: Eukaryota; Metazoa; Chordata; Actinopteri; Salmoniformes; Salmonidae.